GGCAGUGUGCGUUGAGCGUGUGUAGCAAUGACCGGCGCCGCUCGUCGGUCGAGGGCCUGCUUGUGUUAACUGUGAUUUUUUUUAUUUAUUUCCCGAUUUUGACCGUCCAUUUUUUUUAACCGACGGAAGAGGACUGAUGGCGCCUCACAUAGUAUUAGGGUGGUGUGUGGUGGCGGCGCUGGUGGUGUGCGGGCCGCUGGUGGGGGCACAAGAGGGCACGCUAGUGGUCUCCAGCCCCACCUUGGAGGAGUCCACGAUGCUGGAGACUCACCUCAUGGUCACGGGAACACAGUUGGUGGAUGGUGGGGAGGGGGACGUGGGUGUGGCGGGUCAGGACAGCUGGGGCGACCUGACCCCCGGCGGUGGGUCACGCGAAGGUCACUUCUCUGGCGGCGAGGCAAGGGUGGUGCUGCCUGUCACCCUCAGUCUGCGUGGCUACACCUCCCUCAGCUUUAGGACCUGCAGCCAUGGCAAUCUGCUGGAACAGACGGGCUCAGGCGGGGACAGUCUGGUGCUGCAGCUGAACGAGGAGGGGUCGCUGGUGCUGACCCUGACGCAGCACAGCCAACCACACGUCACCACCCUCGCCCGGCGCCUCAACAACAACGCCUGGCACAGAGUCUACCUCAAGUUUGUGCUGGGGGUGCUGAAGCUUGGUGUGGACCAGGCAACGGUGGUGGUGGCCAACACAACAGAUGCCAGCGCCUUCCUGUUCGACCUGGAGCUGUGGUCAGCCUCCCCUCAGCUCACUAUUGGCAGGAAUUUCACGGGUUGCCUUCUGCAGGGUGCUGGCACUGAGUUUGGCAGCUCCUUUGCCCUCCACACAGGCGUCGAGUGGGACUCCUGCCCACUCCCCGAUGACAGAGAUUGUAGUGGCUACCAAGAGGACCCCUGCUUCUCCCAGCCUUGUGGCCAGCGCGGGGAGUGUGUUGCCUCCCAGGACAGCUAUGUGUGCCACUGCUACACACGCUACAAUGGACUGCACUGCGAAAACGACACUGGACCACUGUGUGCCCGGCCAGAGUUCCAGUGUGAGAAUGGAGGGAUGUGUCAGCCAGACCGCCUAGACAACUCUACCAGCUGUGCUUGUCCCAUUGGCUACAUUGGCGCCACCUGUCAGACGCGCAUCACUGAAAACUUCUGUGAGGCAACCAACAAUCCCUGCCAGAACAACGCCACCUGCACCAUCACGGCCUUCUCUGACACGUACGAGUGUUUGUGCCAGCCGGGAUUCAGCGGAGAGCACUGUGAGGUGAACAAUGACGACUGUGCCGCAGAGCCGUGCCGUCACGAGGGACAGUGCCUGGACGGGAUCAACUCCUUCACCUGCAACUGUGACGGCACCGGGUAUGAGGGACACUUGUGCCAGGACAACAUUGAUGAGUGCCAGCUCUUGUCUCCGUGCUUCAAUGGGGCCACCUGCUAUGACCUGUAUGGCAACUAUGAGUGUGCCUGUGUGCCUGGGUAUGGCGGAAAGCACUGCGAUGUGGAGGUGCUGGAGUGUUCCUCAGACCCCUGUCAAAAUGGGGGGACCUGCACAGACCUCAAGAAUGCCUACCUUUGCACCUGUCUGCUCGGCUUUGAGGGGGACAACUGCGAACGCAACAUUAACGACUGCUACAACGUUACCUGUCCGGAAAAUUCGUUCUGUGAGGAUGGAGUCAAUGAGUAUGUGUGUCGCUGCAGCCCAGGAUUCUCAGGUUCAGCCCCUAAUUGUGUUCAGAUUGACGAGUGUGCCUCCUCCCCGUGCCUCAAUGGAGCGACCUGUUACGACGACAGCAACGCCUACACCUGUAUCUGUGCAGCGGGAUUCUUAGGGAGGAACUGUGAAGUGAACAUCGAUGACUGUGCCGAGGACCCAUGCCAGAAUGGGGGAACCUGCCAUGAUGAGGUGCAGGCCUUCACCUGUGAGUGCCCAGCUGGUUUUGAAGGCGUCAACUGCGAGGUGAACCGGGACGAGUGUGCCCUCAAUGUGUGUGUGCACGCCACCAGCUGUGAGGACUUGGUUGGGGACUACACUUGCCACUGUGAGGAUGGCUGGACUGGCAAGAACUGUGAAGUGGAGGUGGACGAGUGUGACUCCUCCCCGUGCCUCAAUGGAGCAUCAUGCAAGGACAGAGUGAAUGGCUUCGACUGCACCUGUCUCCUGGGAUUUACAGGGGAGACGUGUGAGACAAACAUUGAUGAGUGCGCCUCAUCGCCGUGCCUCAACGGGGGUGUGUGUCAGGACGGUGUGAAUGAGUACACGUGUGAAUGUAGCAAGGCAUUCGUGGGCACCAACUGUGAGGAGCAGUAUGAUGCCUGUGCCUCCAUGCCCUGCCACAACUCAGGCUCCUGCAUCCCCACACAUAGCGACCCAAACUUCUACUGCGAGUGUAUCCCAGGGUUUGAGGGGUUGCUCUGCAGUAACAACAUCAACGAUUGCUUUGAUGUGACCUGCUCGGAUGGCAAGGUUUGCUACGACCUGGUGAACAGCUACGAGUGCCGGUGUCCCGAGGGAUUCACCGGCGAGAACUGCUCCGUCAACAUUGAUGAGUGUGAGAGCAGCCCAUGCCUCAAUGGGGGGGAGUGUUACGACGGCAGGGCUAACUACACCUGCGUCUGCCCAUCAGGUUACACAGGCCACAACUGUGAGGAGGACGUGGACGAGUGUGUGCUGGAGCAGCCCUGCAUCAAUGGGAUCUGUGAAAACACCAAUGGCUCCUACCAGUGCUUCUGCCGCCCUGGCUUCUCCGGCAGCCACUGUAAUCUUGAGGUUGACGAGUGCCUCUCCCACCCCUGCAGCAACAACGGUACUUGCCUCAACCACAUCAAUGGUUAUGAGUGCAUCUGUCAGCCUGGCUUCACCGGGACCGACUGUGAUGUUGACAUUGACGAGUGUGAGAGUGGGCCGUGCCAGAACAAUGCCACCUGCCAUGACCACAUUGCCAACUUCACCUGUGAGUGUCUGCCUGGGUUCACUGACCAGCUUUGCUCCACCAAUAUUGACGAGUGUGAGUCGGACCCUUGUAUGAAUGAGGGAGUGUGCACGGAUGGCAUCAACGAAUUCACGUGUAACUGUAGCGACACCGGCUUCAAGGGUCCUCAGUGUGAGAUAAACAUAGAUGACUGUGAGUCGUCCCCUUGCCAGCACGGAUCCACCUGCUCAGACCUCAUUAAGGAUUAUGAGUGUCUCUGUCAUCCGGGCUAUGAAGGCAAGAACUGUGAGGAGGACAUCCCCGAGUGUGACCUGUCCCCUUGCCUUAAUGGGGCCACCUGUCUGGAACGCAGCAACCUCACCCUCUAUGAGCUUGGCAUCUUUACCAACUUCACGUACGAGGAGGCGGGUGGCUUUGUGUGCGAGUGUGUGGCCGGAUUUACAGGGGAGAUGUGUGAGGUGAACAUUGACGAGUGCCAGAGUGACCCGUGCCAGAAGGGGGAGUGUGUGGACGGCAUCAAUGCGUACCUGUGUGAGUGCUGGCCGGGUUACGAGGGCGUUAACUGUGAGACAGAGAUCAAUGAGUGUGAGCUGUAUUCCCCCUGCGUCAGGGGCUCCUGCAUUGACCGGGUUGCUGAUUACGAGUGUGUGUGUGAGGAGGACUAUGGCGGCAAGAACUGUUCGGUGGAGCUGAUUGGCUGUCGCAAUGUUGAGUGCCUCAACGGUGGGGUGUGCAAGCCACUCAUCUCCCAUGAGACAGAGCACAGCUUUGAGUGUCAGUGUCCGUACGGCUUCACAGGGAUGUACUGCGAGGACCCCACCACUCUCUCCCUCAAUGGCAACUCCUUUGUGAUUGUCAACUCUGAGCAGAUGGAAGCCGGCUACAACCUCGCCUUCCGCUUCCGCACCACUCUGCCCAGUGGGAUCCUGGCUGUGGGUCAGGGCAAGACCUACUUCAAGCUGGAGCUGCUCAACGGGGAACUCAAUGUCCACUCAUCGCUGCUCAACAAGUGGGACGGAAUCUUUGUUGGGUCAGACCUCAACGACGGGGAGUGGCAGAUGGUGCGCAUGACAGUGAACGACAGCCACGUGUUCUUGGCUGCCAACAACGAGACCACACUUCAUCCCAUCAACCCCGUCCAGACCAUCAACAGCUCCGACACUUCCUUCUCCUCCACUAUCCUGGGAGGAACAACACCCACCCUCAGGAUCCUGUCAACUGAGGCUCCAUUCUUCACCGGUUGCAUGGAGAAUGUGGUGGUGGAUGGCGUGGAGCUGGUGCCCAGCAGGGUGUUGUCACAGCGGAAGAUAAUGGUGGAGGAGGGGUGCCCAAGGGAGGAGCAGUGCGUGCCCAAUCCUUGCCACAAUGAUGGGCAGUGUGUGGACCUCUGGAGCAGCUACAAGUGCAACUGUGAGCGGCCGUACCUGGGAGAGACCUGCCAGAUGAGAGGAGCCACGUGGGAGGCAUCACUUUGCUUCACUCCCGUCACCUUUGGGAAUGAAGACACCAAGGACAGCCUGGUGACGGUCAUGAUCCCCGAGGUGGACUACAACACCUACCGCACCCACGCUGAUGUCUCCAUGCUGGUGCGCACCCGCCAACCCAAUGGACUCAUCUUCUACCUUGGCACUCACAGCGGUCCAAGCUUCACUGGUGUGCGGGAGACGUACAUCCUGGCCGAGCUGGUGGAGGGCAUGCUGAUGGUGCGAGUGCUGCUGAGUGGGCCUGAGGAAGAGGUGUUCUCCAUCAUGGAUGUGUCGCUGGUGGAUGGGGAAUCACACCUCCUUCACGUGAAGCGAAUCAACCAGGAGCUGGAGGUCAGUGUGGAUCAGUCACUGGUGCUGAACACAACUCUGCAGAACAAUGGUGACCUGACUGCUCAUGUUUUGUUCCUUGGGGGUGUUCCUGAGGAUGCACCAACCAGGGUCAAGCGUCAGCUGGGAGUGUCAAACUUCACCACUUCUGUCACCCGACCACACUUCAAGGGAACACUUCAGGACAUCAGGCUGAGCAACGGGUCUGAGACAAGACUGGUGCAGCCAUUCCCCCUGGAGAAUGUGACGGCUGUGGUGAUGCCAGGUGAUGAGCUGGGCAAUGUGGAGACCCACAACGUCUUGGAGGGGACCGUCAGCGAUGACACCUGCUCCUCAGCACCUUGUAUCAAUGGAGGCACCUGCUCUAUCACCUGGAAUGACUUUGAGUGUGCAUGUCCCAUUGGCUACAAGGGCAAGACCUGUGAGGACCGGGAGUACUGUGCCAUAUACCAGUGUCCAGAAGGCUCUCAGUGUGCCAACCUGGAGGAUGGGUAUGAGUGUCUGGCUAACCUGACCUUAAGUGGCACCAAUUCCUCUGCCUCCUACACUCCAAGGUUCACAAGGCCUCCCUUCCAACUUACUGACAUCCUGCUUGUCUAUAGGAGUCAGGUGGGCGGUGUGGUGCUGUAUGCCCAGGGAAGUGACGCCAGUGUGCAGGUAUCCCUUGCUCCUGGCGCCGUGGUGGUGCAGCAGAUGAAUGGCACCACCACCAGUGCUACCUUUGUCUCCAAUACCACGCUGGACGGAGACUGGCACUCCCUUCUGGUGUCCUUGGAUCCUUCUGGCCUGCAGGUGGUGCUAGACAACACAAGUCUGCUGGGCUCAGACAUAUCAGUCAUUGUGGAUUUCAAGUCCCUGGUGCUGGAUGGAGGAGAAGUGAUGAUCGGAGGCUCCCCUGUCAACUCUGUGGCACACAACCUGCUUGAUCCAUCCUUCCUGAGUUCCCCUGCCACUGUCAGUACCUCCUUGCCUGGCAAUAGUGCUGGGACCCACAUGUUCAGGGGGUGCUUGGGACCAUCCAGGCUCCAGGGGGUCCUACUCCCCUUCUUCUCCCCCCAGGACCUCAGCAACAACAGUGCUGAAAACCAGUUCUUCCGGAUGGAGGAGCAACACACUGCCAUUGGCUGCACUGUCUGCUACAACGAUGAGUGCCUGAAUGGGGGCCACUGCUCUGAUCCGGCCCAGGUGUACAGCUGCUCCUGUCUUGAUGGCUUUGAGGGAGACUUGUGCCAGAUCAACAUUGAUGAGUGUGUGGCCCACCAGUGCCUCAAUGGUGCCACCUGUGUGGAUGGCAUCAACCAGUACACCUGCAGCUGCCAGCCAGGAUACACAGGCCAGUGGUGUGAGGAGGACAUUGACGAGUGUGCCUCAAGCCCCUGCCAGAAUGGAGGCAUCUGUACUAAUGAGAUUGCCCGAUACGUGUGCCAGUGUCCACCAGACUACAUUGGGCAGGACUGCAGUGAGCUCCGAAUCAAGAACUGCUCCAGCUCCAUGUGUCUCAACGGGGCGACUUGCAAUGACGUCAUGAACCCAGCAACAGGUGUGGCCGACAAUUACACCUGCACUUGUGCUUUUGGCUACUCUGGGAUGAACUGUGAGGAGGUGGUUGACUUUUGCACUCAAGACAGGAUUGCCUGUGUACACGGCACCUGCAGCCUCACCUUCCAGGACCAGGGAUGGGAGUGCACAUGCAAUGCAGGCUGGGAAGGACCACUAUGCCAGGAAGACAUCGAUGAGUGCCUCUCUCAGCCUUGCAAGAAUGGUGGCACCUGCAACAAUGAGCUGGACAAGUUCAGCUGCUCCUGCCUUAAUGGAUGGGUGGGCAACACCUGUGAGCAGGACAUCGACGAAUGUAAUGAAAAGAACCCAUGUCAAAAUGAGGGCGAGUGUAUCAACCUGCUGGGGUCAUACGAAUGUGACUGUCCGGAGAUGUUCUGUGGCCAGCACUGCCGCCUUGACAACCCCUGCACCAAUCUGAGCUGUGUCCACGGGCAGUGUGAGGGAGUGUGUGACGAGGAGGUGGACAUGGUGCCCUACACUCGCUGUGAAUGUGAUGUCAACUGGACUGGGGAUCAAUGUUCUGUGGAGUAUGUACAGUUCCCAACGGACCUGGAGCUGGCCAUCAUUGUGGGCUGUGUGGUGGGCCUCAUGCUCAUCAUUGCAGUGGUGGGGCUCACUGUGUUCCUCAUGAUGGCAAAGAAGAAGAGGCAAACCAGGGGCACGUAUUCACCCAGCAGACAAGAGUUUUACAGUCCUCGAGUGGAGAUGGGCAACAUGAUGAAGCCUCCGCCUGAAGAGCGCCUCAUCUGAGCUGUAGAGACGUAGUGAAAAAAUUUAGUCCACUGCUAUAGGGACUUGCUCACUAGCUUGUAAGUCCACGUGUGGCGUUGUGAGCCACGGCGUGAGUGGGAGAACUUGCCCAUGUGUCACCCAAGUCUUGAGUCAUUGAGUGGAGGUGAUCACUGAAACAGAGACUUAAAGUGACAUGAGAAGUGACACAAGUGAGGCAAAGGAAAAAUAAAGACUCACUUUAUACAUCUGAAAAUUUGUUUCCAAGAACUGUACUUGGCUCAGAGCUUUGCUGCAGAUGGGGAGUGUGAUUUGCUGGCAUUCCUGCACCAAAUGGUUCUUUUAAGCAUGUAGUAGUUAUUUUCACCUCAGGCAAAGGCUAAUGUGGGGAAUCAAACUAAGGUGACAUGCAAACACUGCCUUCUGUGCUGCCCUCCACUGGUGAAAGAGGGAACCAAGAGGAGAAAUAAGGCCAGAGUCUUCCAUUGUGGUAUUUUAGUGUCCUUCAUCUUGACAAAGCAUUUCCCAAACCGUCCUGAGCUGGGCUGGUUGAAGGAGGUAGAGAAGGAACCAGAUAAGCCCAACACCUCACAUGAUGUUAGUGAGAUAAAAAGCUGUUGUUGCUGCUUGACCAGUCUCCAAAACCAGAAUGCCAAGUUUUUAUUUUUGCAUGAUUCCCAAAGUGUGAAAGCACUGAUCUCUAUCUAUGCUGUGUUGUGCUUUGAACCCUUUUGUUGCCCUGUACUAACAUUGCUUGGUGGUGACUCACUACACGCUUCUGCAGGUGAUACUCCUUAAAAUAUUCUUGGCUGUAUUUAAUUCUGGUGCCAAGUUCAGUGCGUUUGUGUGUGUUUUUAUAUUCUUAUGCCUAAAUUGAUGGCAUUACUUAAACUCCUUAAGUAUUAUAGCAUAAAGUUAAUGGUGCACAAUGACGUGUGGUCGUAAUGAUGGAUAACUAACACCAAUUUUUAAUGAGCAAUGUGUCAGGUUUGUGAUCUUAGAAGAAAAGUUUUGUCAACACAGUCAGCAUAGAGGAGGAAUGGAUAGGAGAGAUAGAUAGCUAGAUAUAUUAAGUAGAUACAGGAGAAACAUGGAGAUUUAAAGGAAGAGGAUAAUGGAUCUCAAGUUCCACCUCUAACAUAACCAUGAAAUUAGCUAUGCAAAGAAGUAAUCCAGACCUGAGGUGGAGUGUGAGGCAGAGAUGUGUGGAGAGGAGUGGAACACUUGGAGGUGGCAAGUGUAUCAGGGAAGCAAGAGGGUUUUUAAAUAUAUAAACAGAAUAUAUCUUUGUUCAGUUAUGUUCUCUGUGUAAUAUUCUGAACUUAGUGGAUGAAAGGUGUGUGAGAGUGUGUAGCAAUAUUGUAAAUAUCAUAAGUUAGCCAAAUGUGAAUAGGACAUUAUUUGUAUGAAUGAGUGCAUAAUUGUUAAUAAUAGUUUCUUUCUUGUUUGUGAAAAUGUGUUCACAGUUAUUUAAUCUUUUAUAUGUAUAUUUAUGAACAUUGUGACUUGUUGUUGUCACACAAAGCAGAUCAGAAACACAUGAUUAGCUGGCAGCUGUGUGUUGCCGCGAAUCUGUCACAAGCAACGUGAUGCGCCAACACUGUAUGUAUUGCAGCAACAGGUGGGAUGAAGGGCAAGUGAAAAAAAUUUGAUGUAACCAUUAGUUAAAGAAUACAGUAAGAAAUCUGUGGACAGAAAGAAAAAUUAGGACUACGUAGUGCAUUUUCUGUCAAGAAGAGAAAGUAUGGGGAUGUUCACAGCUCACAAGACCAGCUCAGAAGUGUUGCUGGAAAUGCCAUCUGUGAAACUUGUGUGACCAGCAAUUGUGCUGAAGACCAUCACAGCAGGUCUUGCAUAUGAGAAGAAAACUACGACCAUGUUGACAAGAAUUAGAUCAUGUUGAAAGAUAUGCAUCAAGAAGAUAAAUGUACAUAUUAGCUUGUCAGAUUGGGACCAAGGAACCCUGGCCUUGAGUUAGUUGUGGCAUGAGGAGGCAGUGUGGUGACACCCGCCAGGCUCAGGACCCUCAAGGUAGACAUUCCAGGAAUCUGUCUGUCUAUGUCAGUCCAUCCAUGUAUGUACUUAAUAGCUUGUUGAUGUUGAUGUACAUGAAUGAAUCUCAACUAUGGAAUGAGGUGAAGAUGCAUUCAUACACGUAUACAUAUACAUAGUACACACACAUUCCUGUAUUCUGUGAUGGGAAGAAACACAUACAUUUAACCCGCCCAAAAACAGUAUAGAGUAUAUAUUUUACAUUAUGAUUACAAGUGAAUCUUGAUUUCUGAAUUGUUUUACAUUUCUUGAGACAGACAGAAGCAGUGUGGCAGUAAGCUGUUGCACACCAAGCCAUUCCAGCCUUGCCUUACUAUACAUACUUAAAUUAUCAAAUGUCAUGAAAUUUUUGUAUGUCUUAUGUGACAUUUACAUUACUACACGCACACACACACACACACACACACACACACACACACACACACACACACAGCAACACAAUGCCAUUUCUGCCUUUUCCCUCAAGUAACAAAGACCUUUUUAAUACCAAGUAACUCCCUCUGUGAUAUAUAAUUCCUUCCUCCCAAGUACUACUUAUUACACACUUCAGUGCCUUUUUGUACUUAACAGUCACCUGGAUUUGAAAUUACGUAAAAGGACGUGUAAGAUUUUUGUAUCCGGAGUUGUGGGUCGACGAUUUUAAGGUACGACAUUGUAUGUGUAUAUUUUUGACCAUGGAAAAGUGAAGCCUAUUCGUAGCUUGGAAUAAAGAAUGAAAAUUGGU
This is a messenger RNA of Scylla paramamosain (green mud crab), 9797 nucleotides long. RefSeq names its product protein crumbs-like (gene crb). The record is from RefSeq and is a predicted model, not a curated record. Lineage: Eukaryota; Metazoa; Arthropoda; Malacostraca; Decapoda; Portunidae. Gene Ontology annotation, biological process: heterophilic cell-cell adhesion; establishment or maintenance of epithelial cell apical/basal polarity. The coding region runs from base 137 to 7042 and encodes 2301 amino acids. Gene Ontology annotation, cellular component: protein-containing complex; plasma membrane. Gene Ontology annotation, molecular function: calcium ion binding. The transcript has 41 exons.